CGGGAGGGAAGAUGGGCGCCGUCCUCAGGAGCCUCCUGGUCUGCGGGUUGUGCGCCCUGGCGAGAGCUUCUCCGCUGUUGCUGUAUGCAAAUCGGCGUGAUCUGCGAUUAGUGGAUGCCACACAGGGGAAUGAGAAUGCCACAGUUGUGGUGGGUGGCUUGGAAGAUGCAGCCGCCGUGGACUUCGUCUUCGCCCGUAGCUUGAUAUACUGGAGCGAUGUAAGUGAAGAAGCCAUUAAACGGACAGAAUUCAACAAAACCGGGAGUGUGCAAAACGUGGUUGUUUCUGGGCUUUUGUCGCCUGAUGGUCUGGCUUGUGAUUGGCUGGGUGAGAAACUGUACUGGACCGAUUCUGAAACAAACCGGAUAGAAGUUUCCAAUUUAGAUGGAUCUUUACGGAAAGUUUUGUUUUGGCAAGAGUUGGAUCAGCCCAGAGCAAUCGCCUUAGAUCCUGUAAGAGGGUUCAUGUAUUGGACAGACUGGGGAGAAGUGCCAAAGAUAGAACGUGCUGGAAUGGAUGGUUCGACCCGCUCAGUUAUAAUCAACACAGACAUUUAUUGGCCAAAUGGACUGACCUUAGAUUAUGAAGAACGGAAACUCUACUGGGCAGAUGCUAAACUGAACUUCAUUCACAGGUCAAACUUGGAUGGAACUCAUCGGCAAGCUGUUGUUAAAGGAACCCUUCCACAUCCUUUCGCUCUGACUUUAUUCGGGAGCACACUGUACUGGACUGAUUGGACCACUCGCUCUAUCUUGGCCUGCAACAAAUAUACUGGGGAGAACUUGCGUGAAAUACAUUCCAACAUAUUUUCUCCUAUGGAUAUCCACGUGUUCAGCCAACAGAGGCAACCAAAUGCUGCAAACCCGUGUGGGGCCAAUAAUGGGGGCUGCUCCCACUUGUGCCUGAUGUCUCCCCUCAAGCCGUCUUACCAGUGUGCGUGUCCCACAGGGGUGAAGCUCCUCGAGAAUGAAAAGACCUGCAAAAAUGGAGCCACAGAGUUGCUGCUAUUAGCCAGAAGGACUGACUUGAGGCGGAUUUCUUUGGACACUCCGGAUUUUACUGAUAUUGUUUUGCAACUGGAAGACAUUCGACAUGCCAUCGCCAUUGACUACGAUCCUGUAGAAGGGUACAUCUACUGGACAGAUGAUGAGGUGAGGGCCAUCCGGCGCUCUUUCAUUGAUGGGUCAGCUAGCCAGUUUGUUGUCCAGGCGCAAAUUGCACAUCCCGAUGGCAUUGCUGUGGAUUGGAUUGCCCGUAACCUUUACUGGACUGAUACUGGUACAGAUCGUAUUGAGGUGACGAGGCUUAAUGGGACCAUGAGGAAGAUUUUGAUCUCAGAAGACUUGGAAGAACCUAGAGCUAUAGCUCUGGAUCCCAUGAUUGGCUACAUGUACUGGACUGACUGGGGAGAGAUCCCAAAGAUUGAGAGAGCCGCUCUGGAUGGAUCAGACAGGGUUGUGCUGGUGAAUACUUCCCUUGGUUGGCCCAACGGAUUGGCGCUGGAUUAUGAGGAAAACAAAAUAUACUGGGGAGACGCUAAAACAGACAAAAUUGAGGUCAUGAACACAGAUGGUACCAACAGGAGAGUCCUUGUGGAGGACAAGUUGCCUCAUAUCUUUGGUUUCACGCUGUUGGGGGACUACAUUUAUUGGACAGACUGGCAAAGGCGAAGCAUCGAGCGAGUUCACAAGCGGACGGCUGAAAGGGAGAUCAUCAUAGACCAGCUGCCCGACCUCAUGGGGCUGAAGGCUACAAACGUCCACCAGAUCACUGGUACAAAUCCUUGUGCAGAAUCUAAUGGGGGGUGCAGCCACCUGUGCCUGUAUAGGCCUCAGGGUUUGCGCUGUGCCUGCCCCAUUGGACUGGAGCUUAUCAGCGACAUGAAGACCUGCAUAGUCCCAGAAGCUUUCUUACUGUUUUCCCGUAGAGCAGAUAUCAGGCGGAUCUCUCUGGAGACCAACAACAACAACGUUGCUAUCCCUCUCACAGGAGUUAAGGAAGCUUCUGCUCUAGAUUUUGACGUUACAGACAAUCGCAUAUAUUGGACAGACAUCUCAUUAAAGACCAUCAGCAGAGCAUUCAUGAAUGGUAGUGCCCUGGAACACGUAGUUGAAUUUGGCUUGGAUUACCCAGAAGGCAUGGCUGUGGAUUGGCUAGGGAAGAACCUAUAUUGGGCCGAUACAGGCACAAAUCGUAUUGAAGUGUCCAAGCUAGAUGGACAGCAUCGCCAGGUUCUGGUGUGGAAGGAUCUGGACAGUCCUCGAGCUCUGGCAUUGGAUCCUGCCGAAGGGUUUAUGUAUUGGACAGAAUGGGGUGGAAAGCCCAAAAUUGACCGAGCGGCCAUGGAUGGUAGUAAACGUACUACGUUGGUUCCAAAUGUGGGGCGGGCAAAUGGGUUGACAAUCGAUUAUGCUAAAAGGAGAUUGUACUGGACUGAUCUGGAUACCAACCUGAUAGAAUCUUCAAAUAUGUUGGGACUCAACCGUGAUGUUAUUGCAGAUGAUUUGCCUCAUCCGUUUGGCCUGACUCAGUACCAGGAUUACAUCUAUUGGACAGAUUGGAGCCGGCGUAGCAUCGAACGUGCCAACAAGACCAGUGGCCAGAACAGAACAGUCAUCCAAAACCACUUGGAUUACGUGAUGGACAUCUUGGUCUUCCACUCAUCCCGGCAAGCGGGCUGGAAUGAGUGUGCUUCCAGUAAUGGACACUGCUCCCACCUCUGUUUGGCAGUACCGGUCGGUGGUUUUGUCUGCGGAUGUCCAGCUCAUUAUUCCUUGAACUCUGACAAUAGAACAUGUAGUGCCCCUACAAGUUUCCUGCUUUUCAGUCAGAAAAAUGCCAUCAAUCGCAUGGUGAUAGAUGAGCAGCAGAGUCCAGAUAUCAUCCUUCCGAUCCAUAGUCUCAGGAAUGUCCGGGCCAUUGACUACGACCCCGUGGAUAAGCAGCUGUACUGGAUUGACUCUCGGCAAAACAUUAUCCGGAAGUCACAGGAGGAUGGUGAACAGGGCUUUACAGUGGUGGCGAGUCCAGUUCCAAACCAGAACCUGGACAUCCAGCCUUACGACUUGAGCAUCGACAUUUAUAGUCGCUAUGUUUAUUGGACUUGUGAAGCCACCAAUGUGAUCAGCGUGACUCGCCUGGAUGGGAGGCCUAUGGGAGUGGUGCUGAGAGGCGAUCAGGAUAGGCCCAGGGCUAUUGUUGUGAACCCGGAGAAAGGGUACAUGUAUUUCACCAACCUCCAGGAGAGGUCUCCUAAAAUAGAAAGGGCAGCAUUAGAUGGGACAGAACGCGAAGUCCUAUUCUCCAGUGGGCUGAGCAAGCCCGUGGCCCUGGAGAUUGACGGCCAGUUAGGGAAACUCUUCUGGGCAGAUUCUGACCUCCGAAGAAUUGAAAGCAGUGACCUCUCAGGUGCUAAUCGGAUAGUUCUAGAAGAUUCCAACAUCUUGCAACCUGUAGGACUGACGGUGUUUGAAAACUGGCUGUACUGGAUUGAUAGGCAUCAACAGAUGAUUGAGAAAAUCGACAUGACCGGCCGAGAAGGACGUACAAAAGUUCAGGCUCGUAUUGCUCAGCUCAGCGACAUUCAUGCCGUUAAAGAACUCAACAUGCAGGAGUACAGGCAGCACCCGUGCUCCCAAGAUAAUGGCGGGUGUUCACACAUCUGUAUUGUGAAAGGCGACGGAACCACACGAUGCUCCUGCCCGGUCCACUUAGUCCUGCUUCAGGAUGAGCUUUCCUGCGGAGAACCGCCGACGUGUUCCCCGCAACAGUUCACGUGUUUCACGGGGGAGAUCGACUGCAUCCCGGUCGUUUGGCGCUGCGAUGGGUACACGGAGUGUGAGGACGACAGUGAUGAGAAGAACUGCCCGGUGUGCUCGGAGGCCCAGUUCCAGUGUGAGAGCGGGCAGUGCGUGGACAUCGGCCUGCUGUGCAACGGGGAAGCCAAUUGCCAGGACAGUUCCGAUGAGAAGAACUGCGACGUGCUUUGUCUGUCUGAUCAGUUCCGGUGUGCCAGUGGGCAGUGCAUUGGGAAAAACAAGAAAUGCGACCACAACUUGGACUGCAGUGACAACUCCGAUGAACAGGGAUGCUACACAACAGAGGAACCUGCCCCUCAAGCCAGCAAUACGAUCGGCUCCAUCAUUGGCGUGAUCCUGACCGUUUUUGUGGUUGGCGCUAUGUACUUUGUGUGCCAGAGGGUGUUGUGCCCCCGCAUGAAAGGGGACGGUGAAACCAUGACCAACGACUACGUGGUGCACGGACCAGCUUCUGUACCUCUGGGCUACGUGCCUCAUCCGAGCUCGCUCUCCGGAUCUCUCCCCGGAAUGUCCCGGGGUAAAUCUGUGAUCAGCUCUCUCAGCAUCAUGGGUGGAAGCAGCGGGCCUCCAUACGACAGGGCCCAUGUUACUGGGGCGUCCUCCAGUAGUUCUUCAAGCACCAAGGGCACCUACUUCCCACCAAUUUUGAACCCGCCUCCAUCACCAGCUACUGAACGUUCACAUUACACUAUGGAAUUCGGCUAUUCCUCAAACAGCCCUUCUACUCAUCGAUCGUACAGUUACAGGCCGUACAGCUACCGGCAUUUUGCCCCUCCCACGACGCCGUGCAGCACGGACGUUUGCGACAGCGAUUACGCGCCCAGCCGUCAGGUGGUGACCGCAGUGGGCAAGGGCUACACCAGCGACUUGAACUACGAUUCGGAGCCCGUGCCCCCGCCGCCGACUCCACGCAGCCAGUACUUGUCUGCAGAGGAGAACUACGAGAGUUGCCCGCCGUCUCCGUACACAGAGCGGAGCUAUUCGCAUCACUUGUAUCCGCCGCCCCCCUCGCCCUGCACAGACUCCUCGUGAGAAACUCCCUCCCUCCUUUGACUGCCUCUGACCCCAACUGUGUAAAUACGGAGAGCUCCUAUCAAGAGGGGGGAGGGCCUGA
This is a messenger RNA of Euleptes europaea (tarantolino), 4932 nucleotides long. It is a transcript of the gene LRP6, whose product is annotated as LDL receptor related protein 6. The record is from RefSeq and is a predicted model, not a curated record. Lineage: Eukaryota; Metazoa; Chordata; Lepidosauria; Squamata; Sphaerodactylidae. Bases 12 to 4850 code for a protein of 1612 amino acids. Gene Ontology annotation, molecular function: Wnt receptor activity; Wnt-protein binding. The transcript is spliced from 23 exons. Gene Ontology annotation, biological process: chemical synaptic transmission; canonical Wnt signaling pathway; receptor-mediated endocytosis involved in cholesterol transport.